Messenger RNA from Musca domestica (house fly), 2710 nucleotides. Its product is annotated as probable protein phosphatase 2C T23F11.1. Bases 647 to 1699 code for a protein of 350 amino acids. The transcript has 4 exons. Gene Ontology annotation, biological process: protein dephosphorylation. Gene Ontology annotation, molecular function: protein serine/threonine phosphatase activity; cation binding. Lineage: Eukaryota; Metazoa; Arthropoda; Insecta; Diptera; Muscidae. The record is from RefSeq and is a predicted model, not a curated record.
GAAGAACAUACGAAAUAAAAUAUUCUCGGCGAAAGCAAAGAAAAAACAUUGAGACGGUGUGUUUUGCAAGUAAAUGGAGAUAUAAUAAAAUAGUAGAAUUCUGGAAUUUUGUGAUUGCUUUUUUAAUGUAUAAACAACUUUAAUAUUAAGGAAGUGAAAAUAGAUUUGUUUCGGCGUAGUGCAAAUCACAGAAGAAAUAAAAGAAGUAUUUGCAAUUUCGUUAAAACUUGUUUUUCUUUUAUCAUUUGUUCUGUUCUACGGUAUUGUCAUUUAAAUUGAAUAUUAAGUUCCAAGUGUGUGUUUAUCUAAAAUUGAAAAGGUGAUAUAGCAAAAAACACGAAACAAGAUUAAACAACGUAAAAGUAUCAAAGUCACAAGAAUCUUGUGUUAAUUCUAUUGUUGUUGUUGUGUGACGGGCAACAUAGCAGAGGAAGAAAAAGAAAACAACAUCCCCACGCAUAUACUAACUCUGCAUAGUUAAACAUAUUUUUUUUGGAAAGAUAAAACUGUAGCAGACGUUUGUUGUUCGUUGUAUUACUAAUUUCUCUUUGUGGACACCGUUCAAUAACCUAGAACUAGCUGCGAACAAUCAUCAUUAUUAACCUAACGAAAUAGAGCUUGUGGAGGAAAAUUUCAAUAAACAAAUAUGGGCCAAACGCUGUCAGAACCAAUAACCGCCAAGGAAUCAUCAUAUUGCCAAAAUGAAUUGUACAGAGUGGGCUCAAGCUGCAUGCAGGGCUGGCGCAUAAAUAUGGAAGACUCGCACACACACAUUCUGUCAUUGCCCGACGAUCCGGGCACUGCAUUUUUUGCCGUCUACGAUGGCCAUGGCGGUGCAACAGUAGCCCAAUAUGCUGGUAAACAUUUACACAAGUUUGUUUUGAAGAGACCAGAGUACAAGGAUAAUGUUGAAAAGGCUUUGCAGCAAGCAUUUUUGGACAUUGACUACGAAAUGCUAUACAAUGAGUCGUGGGGUGAACAAAUGGCCGGUUCAACAGCCGUUGUGGUAUUAAUUAAAAAUAAUCGUUUGUAUUGUGCCAAUGCCGGGGACUCGCGUGCCGUUGCUUGCAUUAACGGAAGAGUGGAGACGUUAUCAAUGGACCAUAAACCAAAUAAUGAAGCCGAAUCAAAACGUAUCAACGAAGGUGGUGGUUGGGUUGAAUUCAAUCGCGUCAAUGGUAAUCUGGCAUUAUCAAGAGCAUUAGGUGAUUUUGUAUUCAAACGCAAUGAGAACAAGAAGCCCGAGGAUCAAAUUGUCACAGCCUAUCCCGAUGUUGAGACACGCACAAUUGACGAAGGUUGGGAAUUCCUUGUUCUGGCAUGUGAUGGUAUUUGGGAUGUUAUGACUAAUCAAGAAGUUAUUGAUUUUUGCCGGGCAAGAAUCGGUCAAGGCAUGCAUCCGGAAGAAAUUUGCGAAGAAUUAAUGAAUCAUUGUUUGGCACCCGAUUGCCAGAUGGGUGGUUUGGGCGGUGAUAACAUGACCGUGGUUUUAGUUUGCUUCCUUCACAACAAACCAUAUGCGGAACUUGUAGCGAGAUGUGCUUCGUCAUCAACGAACGUAUUUACGGCAAACAACACCACUAUGAACAACAUUACAACAGAUACCACAACAACGACGGCAACGGCUAUCAAAACAUCCCAACAAAACUCAACACCAUCAUCGCCGGAAGAUGAAGAAGAAGAAUUAGAUCUAAAAUAACAGCUUAGUUUUAAAAAAUACACACGUCACUUAGUCUCCUCCUUGAACUCCAAAUUGUUUGUGGAGUUAUGCCUUUAAAAAAGCUAACUUUGUCGUUUUUUAUUAUUAUAUUUUAGUUUCUUUUUCAAAUACAACAACAUAGAAGAACCUUCGUUUAUUUUUACAAAUCAAAACCCUAUUUUUUUAAUGUACCCUAGCGAAAGAAAGCGGUCUUUGUGUUAUAUGCCUAUGAAAGAAAAAAAUGCUUAUUCACAUCUAACAACUUGCUGCAUCCAUAGGAUGUAUAAAAAAUUUCCGUUCCCCUUAGUUUUGAUCUAUGCUUUGUUGUAUUUUUUAGAAACUGAGAAGAACCUAAAUUGUUACUUAAAUAAGUUUUCUGUGUUAUAUAUACAAAUAUGCCUAUUUUAUCGAUCUAUUUACUUAUAUGCCUAUAUUUUUAUUAAAUUCCUUUUACUCUGUAAACAAAUAGUAUUUAAAACCUCGUUUUGUGGAAAUUGUAAUCAUUGCUCCUUUUCUUCUUAUUUGUAUUUAAAUAAUUUUGGUUUUCGGUAGAAAUUUGGAAUAUUGUAUAGAAAAUUAAUAAAAUUAUUUUGUUAAUAAUUGUAUUAUGUAUGUAUAUUUAAGUUUCUUAUGCAAACAAAUGUUAAAUUGUUAUUUAAAUUACAAAAGAAGAUAAUUACCAAAAACAAAAAAAGAAAAUAGAAGUGAUUUUUUAUAUCUUAUCUUCCACUCUACUUUAUUUCAUUUGUAAUGGGAAAGAUAUAGAAACAUGUCAACCAACUAGCCUUGGGAUUCCGCAAAUCUUGAACGAACAUAAAAUCCCUUAAUAAAUGAAACACCUAAUGUUUUAAGUCUAUUUUAUAGCGGUAAACGUGAUUUAUAAGUUGUCGGUCCAAGUCAAAUACAAAGCUGACAGAUUCUAUAAUGUUUAAGAGUUUAUUACGUGGUAUACAAAAUUGACAUUGACGUUCAAUUUCUUAUAUUUGAUCAAUAAAAACUAAUUUCUGAAAA